AUGCUCGUGUUCGACAGAUUUGUUCAGCUGGUGAAGAGCGUUUUCAUAUCGUCCACAGCCGACAACCAGCCGCAGCCGAAGUCCACUAUGAACAUGGACGCUGCAGCUGCUGAAGAUCGACUACCUUCGACCUCCGCUGAUGAAGCCGUUCUUGUUUCUGAAACGGAGGCAGAGGAAGUUCAAGAGUGUAUCGACAUGCUCAUUCAACGAGUGACGGCGACCGUUCAGGCGGAACCAGCAGAACCAGUUUGGCUUUAUGAGGAAAAUCAGGGUUCAGUUUCUCGCCUACAAACAAAUCCAGACAUCUCGGACCUUUUGGAGCUGAUGUUGCAACGAAUAUGUGAUUUGCAGACCAGGGAGGAAGUGAAUCAUUCAACGAAGAUUCAAGAAAAGGAUCGCAACGCGUCUCGAUGCUUGGAAGGAGGACAUUUGAUGCAUGUACUUGAUACGAUGUCCCCGCGAUCGUCGUCAACGAGGGUAGACGACGGCUCGACAUCUGAAUCAUCGGAAUUGCGACACGUCAGCGAUGGUCAACAGGCUUUAAGCGACACUUCAAUAGUCGACGAUACCGACGGCAAAACAGUGAAGCACGGAAUUCGUUCUCACCUCUGUGCCUCGGUUCGACCAGCCGAAAAAUGCUUAGCAGCUGGUUGA
Messenger RNA from Soboliphyme baturini, 654 nucleotides. Lineage: Eukaryota; Metazoa; Nematoda; Enoplea; Dioctophymatida; Soboliphymatidae. The record is from the annotation of a GenBank genome assembly.